CAUCGAAACUGAAUACACUCUCGAAAGGAUUAAGCAAAAAUGGAUCAGCACAGUGCCGACAACUGCAGAUGCCACAAGCAAACGCAGCCGGCACAGCAGACGCUUAGCGACAUGGACUUUGAUCGGGGCAUAUGGAAUGCAGCCAUCUAUAAUGAGGUAGAUCGUGUAAGGGAUUUCAUCAGGAAGGGCCAGGCCAUGGCGAGAGAUGACUGUGACUAUACGGCUCUGCAUUAUGCGGCACGCAGUGGCAACGCACAAAUCUGCAAGCUCCUCAUUGACGAGGGCAAAGUGGAUGUGAAUGCGGCGACCAAGGCUGGUGCCACAGCACUUCAUCGGGCAGCCAUGAUGGGUCAUCUGGAUAUAGUGAAGCUCUUGACGGAACACAAGGCUAAUCUCCUGCUGCAGGAUGAGUGCGGGCAGAGCUCGCUACAUCGUGCAGCAUUGCGUGGCCACCUGGAGGUUUGUCGCUACCUACUGGAGCAGGAGCCAACACUGAAACAGCUCAAGGACAAGAAGGAUAAAUUUGCAUUUGAGUACAUCAUGGAGAAUGCGAAUGACGACUUUAAGCUACUGCUAAAGCCCUAAGGGGCGUCAUUCUGCAUACAAAUUGUCGUUUACAAUGUCGUUUUCUUUUUAAUCUAAGAACAAAAAAGUGAAAUAUUUCUUUAAAACUCUGUAUUGUUUAUUAAGAAAGUCAACAUGUAUGUAUCUUUUUUUCUAAAAUUGCAUCCGAUAUCUAAAAUUCUAAUUUACAAAUUGCAUGUGUAAUAUACCCUCUUGAGUUACGUUCCGUCAGAGAUACAAUAGAUUGUAUGUGGGCGAAAAGUAAUCUUAACUUUGGCAUAGUCAAAUAAAUAACCCAUAUAAAUAUCUACAUAAAGACUACAAAUAUACACAUGUCUGUGCAAAGUAAUUUAGUUCAUGUCUCCCAAACAGAUGCAAGUAGCGAGAGCAUUCGUGUGGGGGAGACACAGUUCCAAAUAUGUAAUACAUUGUAAGAAAUUAAUAUCACAUUAGAGUUGUGCAAGGAUUGUGUUGGUAUCUCUGAUCGAACUCGGAUUGGAAUAUGGAAUAUGGAAUAACCCUAACACUCUCCUAUUCACAAAUAUAGACAUUCAGAGAUGGGCCUUACCAUAAAUAUAUUGGCCAAUAUACGAAACUAAAAGCUACAUACCAUAUACCCCCACAUAUUUAAAACCUAUAUAAUCUGAAUAAAUUCUUAAUCCCACGACUCGGGCGAUCUGUA
Drosophila guanche is the source of this 1246-nucleotide messenger RNA. Its product is annotated as ankyrin repeat domain-containing protein 39. The record is from RefSeq and is a predicted model, not a curated record. Gene Ontology annotation, molecular function: protein binding. Bases 40 to 585 code for a protein of 181 amino acids. NCBI's taxonomy places the organism in Eukaryota, Metazoa, Arthropoda, Insecta, Diptera, Drosophilidae. The transcript is spliced from 3 exons.